UUUAUUUCUGCAGUUAAAAUUUGUUAAAAAUAAAUCCUUCAAUUUGAAAGAAAAUGAAAUAAUGCAUUUGGAUUAGUAGGGGUUUGGUUAUUCAGUGAAUUAGAGUUGUAUAUUUACUUCGUCGUUCAGUAUUCUCACAUUCUCAAGUACUAAACUUAGGCAAAAUUGAAGGACUUUGUAUUAAGAAUUAAUAUCAGAGGUCGUAGGAGUUACUGAUCUUGAGUGGUUGGAGCUGUGCAUCUGAUCAAAUGGGAAGUAAUGCUUUUGAUUGUCCAUUGAGGAAUUCAGAAGAGGAAUUGUGUCGCAGUGGCCAGGAACUGAACAAGAGGUUUGAGCAGACUGGUAGUGUUGACAUUUCAGCAAUGGUAGAUUCAGAUGAACAAUUUGAAGCAGGUCCUCUUCAAGAAACACAAAAGCGGGAGACAAUUUCGGGAAAUAAAGCAGGUGAUCUUCAAGGAAAACAAAAACAAGAAACGAAUUCAGGACUCCAGCCAUCAGUUCAAGAUAUCUUUGAAUCGAAAAAGUUGAAUGCUACUUCUUUCCCUCAACAAGGCUUGGGUCGCUGCACUCCUGUGGGUUCUCAUAGACAUCCGCCAAUUGAUGACGAUGACAAUGCUACUAUCUAUAGAUCCAUAACAGAGAAGAAGACCCCAAGACAUGAGCUAAAAUUAGAUAAACUAUCUGAGCAUGAAAAGAAAAAACUUAUUUCUGGGUUGGUAAAGAUCCAAAAUGAUGGAACAGUGGAUGUUGAUCUAGCCAAAACUGCUCCCAACUCAGUUGAAGGGGGGACAUCUUUCUAUCUUAAUGAUACCUCUCUUGAAUCUUCCAAUAAAUUAAUUCCAAGGUUGAAAAUUGCAAUUCUUGUGGCUGGAACUAGAGGAGAUGUACAGCCAUUUCUAGCUAUAGCCAAGAGACUUCAGGAAUUUGGUCAUCAUGUUAGGUUGGCAACUCAUGCUAACUUCAAAAGCUUUGUUAGGUCAGCUGGUGUAGAAUUUUAUCCCUUAGGUGGUGAUCCUCGGAUUUUGGCAGGAUAUAUGAUAAAAAAUAAAGGUUUCAUCCCAUCUACACCAGGAGAUAUUGCCUUACCAUUGAAGCAGAUAAAAGCUGUUAUUGAGUCUUUUCUUCCUGCGUGCACAGAGCCAGAUAUGGAAACUGGUGUGCCUUUUAGAGCCCAAGCAAUUAUUGCAAACCCACCUGCUUAUGGACAUGUACAUGUUGCUGAAGCUCUUGGUGUACCAAUUCACAUUUUCUCCACAAUGCCUUCGACGCCAACAUAUGAACUUCCUAACCCCUAUGCACGUGUUCCUCAAGCUGGUUAUUGGCUUUCAUAUAUAGUUGUGGAUUUGCUCAUAUGGUGGGCAACAAAAGGAUAUAUAAAUGACCUAAGGAAAAGAAAGUUGAAGCUUCCGCCAAUUUCAUACUUCAGUAUAUACAAUGGAUCAAUAUAUCAUUUACCUACAGUUUAUAUGUGGAGUCCUCACCUUGUGCCAAAGCCAAGAGAUUGGGGUCCUUUGGUUGAUGUUGUUGGUUAUUGUUUCUUAAACCUUGGGUCAAAGUACAAGCCUAGAGAAGAAUUUAACGAAUGGAUUCAGAAAGGAACAAAACCCAUUUAUAUUGGGUUUGGGAGCAUGCUUCUUGAAUAUCCUAAGGAGACCACAGACAUAAUAAUGGAAGCAUUGAAAGCUACUGGGCAAAGAGGAAUAAUUGUCCGAGGGUGGGGAGAUCUAGGACAUUUUACUGAACUUCCAGAUACUGUAUUCCUUCUAGAGGAUUGCCCCCAUGAUUGGUUGUUUCCCCAGUGUGCUGCUGUGGUUCAUCACGGUGGUGCUGGAACCACAGCCGCAGGACUAAAAGCUGGGUGCCCGACUACCAUAGUGCCAUUCUUUGGAGACCAGUUUUUCUGGGGUGAUCAAAUACAUAAACGAGGGCUGGGACCUGCACCGACGCCAAUAGCUAAGCUCAGCGUUGAGAGCCUUUCAAAUGCAAUAAGGUUCAUGCUGCAGCCAGAGGUGAAAUCUCAGGCAAUGGAACUAGCAAAGUUGAUAGAGAAAGAAGAUGGUGUUGGUGCUGCAGUUGAUGCAUUUCAUCGGCAUUUGCCUCGUGAACUUCCUCUGCCUACUGCGGCUUCUUUAGAUGAAGACAAACAUCCAGACCAUCUACAAUGGUUCUUGAUUCAACUCCAAAAGUGGUUCUGCCUGCCUUGUGGAGUAUAGGAUUCUUUCCUAUUUUUCAUUUUUAUGUCACAGGUUUCAAGCAACAGACAACUAGAGAUUUGUGCUAAUGCUGUUGGCUUAUGCUGGUGGAUGCUUCCAUUGUGUUGUUGCAAACAAUAAAUAAAUAAAUAAAUAAAAACUAUAUACAGCAGCAAUCGUGGGUGGCUGUUUCUUUCUUUUUGCCAAAAAUAAAUAAAUAAAAUCGUGUGUUGUUCUGUUUGAGACAGAAAAAAUUGAUGUAAUAAACAAUUCAUUUUGUGUUGCUUUGAAUUU
Messenger RNA from Manihot esculenta (cassava), 2486 nucleotides. Its product is annotated as sterol 3-beta-glucosyltransferase UGT80B1. The transcript has 15 exons. Lineage: Eukaryota; Viridiplantae; Streptophyta; Magnoliopsida; Malpighiales; Euphorbiaceae. The record is from RefSeq and is a predicted model, not a curated record. The coding region runs from base 249 to 2213 and encodes 654 amino acids. Gene Ontology annotation, molecular function: UDP-glycosyltransferase activity; hexosyltransferase activity. Gene Ontology annotation, biological process: carbohydrate metabolic process.